AGAAUCAAAUUCCAAACACAAUAUAAUUAGGGGAGAGAGAAGGGUAGCGUAGAGAGAUAGAGAGAAAGAGAGAGAUGGAUCCAGACGCGUUGGCAAAGGCAUUUGUGGAGCACUACUACACCACCUUCGACAACAACCGUGCUGGACUUGCCACUCUCUACCAAGAAGGAUCCAUGCUUACCUUCGAAGGUCAGAAGAUUCAGGGUUCCCCCAACAUCGUCGCCAAGCUCACUUCUCUCCCUUUCCAGCAGUGCCAUCACUCCAUCACCACCGUCGAUUGCCAACCAUCCACCGUCAACGCUGGCAUGCUUGUCUUCGUCAGCGGUAACCUUCAACUCGCCGGUGAACAACACGCCCUCAAAUUCAGCCAGAUGUUCCAUUUGAUACCAACACAGCAAGGAAGCUAUUGUGUGCUGAAUGAUAUAUUCCGUUUGAACUAUGCCUGAAGAUAGACCAUCAAAUAUAUGACUUGAAAUGCCAUUGAAGUUGUUUGCUUUAAUUGUUUUAGAUUGAAAAUGGGUUCAAUGUGUUUGUUGGAUGCUUAAUUGUACCUGUUGUGUUUAGAAUUUUCGGUUGUGAUUUAUCAAAAAAUAGCUUCAAGGAUAAA
Messenger RNA from Lathyrus oleraceus (garden pea), 607 nucleotides. Its product is annotated as nuclear transport factor 2A. Gene Ontology annotation, biological process: nucleocytoplasmic transport. The transcript is spliced from 2 exons. Bases 75 to 446 code for a protein of 123 amino acids. NCBI's taxonomy places the organism in Eukaryota, Viridiplantae, Streptophyta, Magnoliopsida, Fabales, Fabaceae. The record is from RefSeq and is a predicted model, not a curated record.